Lottia gigantea (owl limpet) is the source of this 810-nucleotide messenger RNA. RefSeq lists its product as hypothetical. Gene Ontology annotation, cellular component: cytosol; plasma membrane. The transcript has 4 exons. Bases 1 to 810 code for a protein of 269 amino acids. Gene Ontology annotation, biological process: insulin receptor signaling pathway. NCBI's taxonomy places the organism in Eukaryota, Metazoa, Mollusca, Gastropoda, Lottiidae. The record is from RefSeq and is a predicted model, not a curated record. Gene Ontology annotation, molecular function: phosphatidylinositol 3-kinase binding; insulin receptor binding.
AUGUCCGAUUUUGAGGCGUUGCCAGUUCAUCAUGGCCAAAGAACGUUUGAAAGACCGGGUUCAGACAUUAAGAAGAAAGGUAGUCUUCGGAAAUUGAAGACAAUGAAGAAGAAGUUUUUUGUAUUGCGGGGAACAAGUAGCAGUGGACCAGCUCGGCUAGAAUAUUACGAUUCCGAAAAAAAGUUCAACCUUAAUCAUGCUCCCAAACGUUCCAUCGAUCUUCAUACAUGUUUUAAUAUUAAUAAACGAGUGGACCGGAAACAUAACUACGCCAUUGCUUUAUAUACAAAAGACGAUUGUUUCACGGUUCUCGCAGAAAAUAAAGCGGAGCAAGAUGAUUGGUUGUCAGUAUUAUUAGAAUAUCAACUACAAUACGUGUACCAUGACGAGAAUCGAGAACAUUUUGGUGAGUUGCUUCUUUACUCCUGUUCAAUGAGAGAACCUAGCUUGUCAAAUCUGUCAAAUGUGAUAACCCAUCUGUAUAUCAUGUCAGUUGGAAAUAAAAAAAUAGUUGCUCAUGUAUGGCAAGUGAAUAUCAAAUCGAAAGGGUUAGCUUUAAGUCCUGAACAUAAACAUCUUCGAGGCUGUCAUCGCUUGUGUUUAUCCUCUCAGAAUAUCUGUAUUGUAAAGUUAAACACCGACAGACCCAUAUACGUCUUUCAGCUAGCUACAGUUCGCUCUCUAGGUAUUAGUGAUUGUUUAUUCCGAAUGGAAGUUGGUAGCAUGGCGUCAACGGGUCCUGGAGAGCUCUGGAUGCAGGUGGAAGACUCCAGUACGGCUCACACCAUGCAUGAUUGUAUAUUCCAGUAG